AAAAUGUUAUUUAUUAAUUAAGAAGCACCUAUUUGUGUCAUACCUACAAAAAGUUAUACUUUAUUUGGCUCAAUAAUGAUUUGGGCAGGUUUACUUGUUUCCAUUAUAAUUACGCCUGUGCUUUGUCAUGAUUCAGAUAGUACAUAUCAAAAACUAGGGUGUUAUAGAGAAAAUUCUGAAGGUGUAAUUUUGUUUAACUUAAGGGACAAAAUCGAUUGGCUUAAUUUUCCUACGUUUGUAAAAAGAAACUUAACGUUGCCAUGCGUGCAGAUAGCAAAAAAGGAAGGCUAUACUUAUUUUUCAAUUCGAUUUUAUGGUACAUGUGUUGGAUUUAAAUCCUUUGAUGCAGCUAGAGCGAAGCUGAACAGUUGCAGAGACACUUCAUAUUUUUGUCAAAGUUGUGAUGACCUAUCAGAUUUAGAUUGUGUUGGUACUGAUUGGAGUGAAUAUGUUUAUUUAGUUCCAAUAGAUGGUGGUUUCAGUGAUUGGUCAGAUUUCAGUGCUUGUUCAAAGACAUGUGGUGGAGGUGUACAAACAAGAACACGCGAAUGUGAUAAUCCUAAACCACAAAAUGGAGGCAAAGACUGUAUUGGAAUGAAAAUGGAAACCCAAGGAUGUAAAAGCAAUUUCUGUCCUGGCCCUGAUGGUGUCACAAAAGCUCAAGAACUUGUUGAGAAUUUUUUAAACAAAUUUUAUGUUGCAGCGAAUCCAGGAAAAUCAAUUUCAGGUAAAUCUUUGAAGGCAAUCUUUGAAAUUCAAAAAGCUGUUGCUGCUGAGUUUGUUUCAGUUGACCCAACAGCACGAAAGCCUGUUGAAACUUUGUUAAAAGAAUUAGAAGAAUUUUUAAUUACUGCUGCUAAAGGAGGUUCUAUCGAUUUUGCUCGUGUUACUCUUGGGAAAUCUUUGUUUAAUUUCAUGAAAAAAGAAAUAGCUGAAGGGCAUCCAUUUAAUGAAAUAAAUAAAGCAUCAGAGGGGUAUUUAAAUAAGAUUAAGUCUGAAAUUGGUGAUGAAAAAUUUUCUCAAAUAAUUUCAAGUCAAGGGGCUAGUACUUUAAUGUUUGUAAUGGAUACAACUGGAUCUAUGUCUGAUGAAAUAAAUGCUGCAAAAGGAAUUGCAAAGGCAAUUAUUGAAACAACUCGAGAGUUUCCUGUUGAUUACAUACUAUCACCAUUUAAUGACCCUGAUCUUGGGCCAGUUGUUUACAAAAGUGAAAAGCAAAGAGCUGAAGUCAUAGAUGCGAUCACUAACCUUCCUAUUUAUGGUGGUGGUGAUUGUCCAGAACUAGCAUUUGGUGGAAUGUUAAAUGCUUUUAAUAAAGGACCACAAUACAGCAGUCCUAUGUUUGUUUUCACAGAUGCCAGUGCUAAAGAUGAUUCUAGAUCAAAUAUUGAUGCCUUGAAAAGUGCUGCAUCAUCAUAUUCCUCGCCUAUCACAUUUUUUGCAAAACCUGAUGGUUGUGGAUCUGGUAUAGAUAGUUUUAAAGAGAUUGCAGAAUACACAUCAGGUCAAAUAUUCCCCCUGAAAGAUGAAAAGGAAAUAAUGAGUUUUACAGAAUAUGUGAAAAGCAGUUUGCAGCAAGAUACAGUCAUAGCAUCAGGUGAAACAUCAAAGGAUGAUAAUACUAAAAGAGAAGCGAUAACUAGUUAUGACUUUUUUGUUGAUGAUGGCAUUGAAAAGAUUAUUGUAUCUGCUUCCACUAGCGCAUUAAAUACAGUAAACCUGAUUGAGUUACAAUUUGAAGAUGGCAAACUAGCUUUACCCAGUACAACAACGUCUAUGGCGAAGAUUUACCAAUUAACAAGUUCUAGCAAAGGGUUUUAUGGUAAAUGGACCCUUAAUCUUCCAACAAGUGCAGGAGAUUUCAAGUAUAGUGUUCAAGCGGUUUCAAAUGACCCUAUCGAAUUUUCUAUUUCUUUUGCUUAUCAACAACAUCCCGCUAAAAAUAGCCCUGUCCAUCUUUUUAGCGACCCCAUCAAAGGUUUGGAAAAUAAUAUGAUUGUUCGAGUUGCUGGCAGAAAUAUCAAUUUAUCUACUUUUAAAUGUCAAGUUCGAGGAUUGAAAGGCACCGUGCUUUUGGAUUUAUCUUUAUUCAUACAAGAAAACGGAGUGUUUUCCGCUAAAAUUACCCCUCCUAAUUUACCGUUCAAACUAAAAUGUUAUGGUCUUACUAUAAAUGGAUCAAAUUUUGAACGUAUAUCUCUUGGAGUCUUGAAAGCUAAAACUACUUUUAUGGUUCCCAUGUUUGCUGGAAAUAUGUUCACCGCCCGAUUAUCUAAUUCUGUUGAUGCUCAAGUUAUGCUUUUCAACUUUGAUAAUGAAGAGUCAAUUACUUUUACUGUAAAAGCAAGCCACGGAAGCAUUUCACCAGCAACACAAUUUUUGACUAUUAGAAGAAAUGGAUUUAUACAAUUCAAAUAUAACGCACCCAGUGAAUCGAGUCUUGUUGGAACUACAGCCCGAAUAACAGUUAGUGCUCAACGUGAUGUUUCAAAAGAAGAAUUUUCGUCAACGUUUAGUGUAUUAAUUGUUUAAAAACUUGUUUUGUUUAUUUUUGACGUUCUUAAUUUUAUGUAAUCUAUUAUUUGUCAAGAAAAAAAUUUAGAUUAUUUCUUUGUCCA
Messenger RNA from Hydra vulgaris (swiftwater hydra), 2618 nucleotides. RefSeq names its product hemicentin-1. NCBI's taxonomy places the organism in Eukaryota, Metazoa, Cnidaria, Hydrozoa, Anthoathecata, Hydridae. The record is from RefSeq and is a predicted model, not a curated record.